Echinostoma caproni is the source of this 711-nucleotide messenger RNA. The record is from the annotation of a GenBank genome assembly. Lineage: Eukaryota; Metazoa; Platyhelminthes; Trematoda; Plagiorchiida; Echinostomatidae.
AUGACCGCUGAAGUGGAGCGUGAUAUUGAGGUGGCGCGUUGUGGUGCUCUGGCAUUGUGGUCUUGCAGUCGGUCACGUAAAAACAAGUUGGCCAUGAAAAGAGCUGGAGUCAUAUCAUUGCUGGCACGUUUGCUCAAAUCACCUCAUGAAAAUAUGUUGAUUCCAGUGGUUGGGACAUUACAAGAAUGUGCUUCCGAGCAAAACUACCGAGUCGCAAUUCGGUCCGAGGGAAUGAUUGAGGAUCUGGUGAAAAAUCUCAAACGAGAAAAUCCGGAACUCCAAAUGCAUUGUGCUUCUACAAUCUACAAGUGCGCUGAAGAACCGGAAACACGUGACUUAGUACGGCAGUACGGAGGCUUAGAGCCACUUAUUGGACUGUUGAAUAAUCAGGAGAACAAGGAGCUGCUAGCCGCCGCAACCGGAGCGAUUUGGAAAUGUGCCAUUUCACCGGAAAAUGUGAAACAAUUUCAAAAACUCGGUGCUAUAGACAAACUUGUUGGACUGUUGAACGAACAACCGGAGGAGGUCUUGGUCAAUGUGGUCGGUGCACUCGGUGAAAUGGCCAAGGACAUGAACAAUCGUAGCGCGAUCCGUAAAGCGGGUGGAAUCGGACCGUUGGUCUCGUUAUUGACACGAACCAAUCAGGAUUUGUUGAUCAACACCACACGAGCGGUGGGUAAAUGCGCGGCGGAACAGGAGAGUAUGGCGUGA